GGGAAGAAUGCCACGAGUGGAGGCUGAGACUCAAAUGAUAUGAGCUCCCUUUAAUAACAAAUCAGAUCAAAGUCAGAAGGGCAUCCUGGCCCAGCCCCAGCCCUGGUGGAAGAUCCAGCUGUUCAUGUGGGAGCCGGUGCUGUUUGGGACCUGGGAUGGCGUGUUCACAUCCUGCAUGAUCAACAUUUUUGGCGUUGUCCUUUUCUUGAGGACCGGCUGGCUGGUGGGAAACACAGGUGUGCUCCUGGGCUUGUUCCUGGUGUCCUUCGUCGUCCUCGUGGCCCUCAUCACUGUGCUGUCCGGCAUUGGCGUCGCAGAGCAUGGCGGGAUCAGCAGUGGUGGCGUCUACUCCAUGAUCUCCUCGGUGCUUGGUGGGCAGAUGGGAGGCACUGUGGGGCUGCUCUAUGUAUUUGGACAGUGUGUUGCAGGUGCUAUGUACAUCACCGGCUUUGCGGAGUCCAUCUCAGAUCUGCUGGGACUUGGGGACAUCUGGGCAGUGCGAGGAAUUUCAGUUGCUGUGCUUCUGGCUUUGCUGGGCAUCAACCUGGCAGGUGUCAAGUGGAUUAUCCGCCUGCAGCUGCUGCUGCUGCUCCUGCUGGCUGUCUCGACCCUGGACUUUGUGGUGGGCUCUUUCACCCACCUGGACCCAGAACAUGGCUUUAUUGGCUACUCCCCAGAACUGCUACAGAGAAACAUUCUACCAGAGUACAGCCCCGGGGAGUCAUUCUUCACUGUGUUUGGGGUGUUCUUCCCUGCAGCUACAGGAGUCAUGGCCGGCUUCAACAUGGGAGGAGACCUGAGGGACCCUGCUGACAGUGUCCCCUUAGGCUCCCUAGCAGCUGUUGGCGUCUCGUGGUUUCUCUAUAUCAUCUUCACCUUCCUGCUUGGUGCCGUCUGUACCCGAGAGGCCCUCCGCUCUGACUUCCUGAUAGCUGAAAAGAAAGGACCAAAUAAAACACCGGUAGCAGCCAUCUGCCUGACCAGCUUGGUGACCAUGGCCUUUGUCCUGGUGGGUCAGGUGAAUGUUCUGGCGCCCGUUGUCACCAUCAAUUUCAUGCUGACCUACAUCAUGGUGGACUACUCUUACUUCGCCCUCUCCAUGGCUCACUGUGGCCUCGCCCCGUCUCCUGAGCCCGUCCCCAGACAAGGCCCAGAUACUCUGCACUGCUCCGAGCACCUGCUCCAGGACAGGGCUCCCAGCUACGGCUCUGACGCCCCUGCCAGAAGCCUCUCUGAGGGCACCCUGCUGGAGUUCACCAAGGACAUGGAUCAGUUCCUCCAGCCAAUAGAGGGACUGGAGAGUCGUCAGCUUGGGUCAAGAGAAGGAAACCAGAACCCAAAGAAUCAGAAGCGCAAGGGUAAGAAAGGCGCCAAGCAAACCCUACAAGAUAGCUUCCUCUUGGACCCUGGGUCUCCUUUGUCCUUUCCUACGAGGACUUCUGAGAGGUUGUCUGUUGCCUUCUGUGGGGAGCAAGAGUCCUGUCAGAAGCAGCAGACUUCUAGGAGUGAAUCACAUGACCAUCUUGUUCCUGAUCUACGCAACCAGCCUAGAGCGAACAGAGAAGAUUUCUUUCUGAAAUGCAGACUUCAGGAACAAGAGGUCCAGAGAAGACCAAGUGUUUUCUAUGCUUCGUUAUGUAACCCCUGGGUCUCCCUGUUAGGGGCUCUUGCAUCCCUGCUCAUCAUGUUUGUGAUCCAGUGGCUCUAUACCCUAGCUAGUAUGGGUGUUGCUGCCCUUGUGUAUUUCUACAUUGGCCAGGCCAGUCCAGGCCUUUACCUCGGAUCAGCAUCAAACUUCAGCUUUUUCCAAUGGAUGAAGUCCUUCUUGGUCCCCUCCUGCAGGAGCCUGAGGUCCGCCCGGGAGCAAAUCAUCUUGGCACCAUCCCCAGCCAAGGUCGACACGGCAAUGACUCAGCUUACCCAGGACAAUGCGGACUUCGCCACCCGAGAUCGUUACCACCACUCCUCCUUCCUGAGCCGGGAGCAGUUGAUGCCUCCAUACUAGGACCUCGCUGGACCCCUCUUUCUGAAGUCGCUGUGGAUAUGGGGACCCAAGCCUUAGAACCUUUGGAAGUUGCUUCUACCAAUAAGAAACCCCAAGACUGGUCUUCCCACCACAGCCUUGGACACCGGAAAUCACAUUCUGGUCUGAAGUGGCAUGUCUAACCAGACACUAGAUAUGGUCAUGGCUUCCACGUGUGUCCAACCUGAAGAGCCCACAGGCACCAGGAAAAUCAGGUGACACCAAGACGACCAAAUGUGGAGAAUCAAAACAAGAUUUCUUAUUCUAAAGGGCCACAAUAAACACUUCUUUUUAAUUUUA
Messenger RNA from Mus caroli (Ryukyu mouse), 2323 nucleotides. The record is from RefSeq and is a predicted model, not a curated record. NCBI's taxonomy places the organism in Eukaryota, Metazoa, Chordata, Mammalia, Rodentia, Muridae.